GUCUAGUACACCGCCUUCGAGAUAUGAGCCGUGGGAUCGAGAUCUACACACAACACACCAAACUCAAACUGAGGAUACGAAAUUGCUCGAAGAUGUCUUAUAUGUGGCAUCAGUCUGUUCAGUGUAUAAAAUAUGAGCCAUGUGCUCAUUUGGCUUGGAUGAAAGCAACGAGAGAAGUACGGCGUAGAGGCUGGUAUUGUGUAUGGGAUUUGACAGGCACAUCCCUCCAGCCCUAGUAGGCGGUGAAGACAAGCUACACUAUCCUGCUUUCGGUGUCGCAAGAUACUUUUCCAGGUUUUGCGAACACACUAGUCCGAUUGAUCGUGAUAAUAAUAAUUCCAUCGAGAGUCGGGCAAUCCACACUCCACAGAGCCUCGCACGGAGGACAUCAUUCCGUAACUCUAUCGCAGACAGCUACGGGGCUAUUGAUCGCUAUCUGGGAUUUCCGCUUUUUUCCAGAAGCUCGAGCAGGUUAUGGUACUUUUGUCUCACUCUCUGCCUUAUUUACUUUUUCCUUGGCUUCACUAUUGAAUUACGUGAUGACCAUCCACUCUUUACAAAUGCGUGCUUAUUUUUAAUUACUUUGUCCUUUUCCAUACUAGCGAUCCCUGGAUUCUUCAUCCCCACUCUUGGGCUUUUCUUCAACCUGGCUCCGUGGUUCGAGUUUCGACAGGGUUCCCCAGCCGCUCAUAGGCACAAAAAGUUAGUCAAGUCCGGACUUGAUUAUUCCAUUUCAAAUGGUCCAUGUACGGUAAUCACAAGCAUCACUACCUAGAUAAGUCAUGGCUGCAUCCCAUCAACCAUCAUGUAAGAACAGCACAGAACUCCCGUGUCUCGUAGACUCGUCCCUGCAUGCUCCAGGAAGACUUGGAUGAACAACAGAUCGUAAACAGAUGGCAACACAAUACUAAUUGCAUAGACAAUGAUGAACUGAACUCCCAUAUUUCCGCGCAUCCUGCUAAAGCCAAACCCAACCGACCGAGGCACUUUUCCACUUAUCUUCAUCGGACCAGGCAUGUACAAAGACCUUGUGUGUCGCCGAUCACAAUUCGUCCUCCAGGUAUUUGUAGACAAACUUGAAGUCAGCCUUGCGACGGUUCAUCCUGUGACCUUGUUAGCUUGGCUCUACACGAGAGACUGAGU
Messenger RNA from Aspergillus ibericus CBS 121593, 1143 nucleotides. RefSeq lists its product as uncharacterized. The coding region runs from base 203 to 775 and encodes 190 amino acids. The record is from RefSeq and is a predicted model, not a curated record. NCBI's taxonomy places the organism in Eukaryota, Fungi, Ascomycota, Eurotiomycetes, Eurotiales, Aspergillaceae. The transcript has a single exon.